Messenger RNA from Diorhabda sublineata, 8623 nucleotides. RefSeq lists its product as uncharacterized. The record is from RefSeq and is a predicted model, not a curated record. Bases 344 to 1267 code for a protein of 307 amino acids. Lineage: Eukaryota; Metazoa; Arthropoda; Insecta; Coleoptera; Chrysomelidae. The transcript has 6 exons.
CCAACUUGCGGCACACCUCAGCAAGGUAGUUUCAACUUUGGUAGAGUUUAGUUUGGAUUAAAACAUCGUAUAAACAUUUUUACGUGUCCUCGAAACCAGUUUCCCAUUAAAAAGAAAUUGUCCGCAUCGUCUGUAACGGUCGCGCAACAGAAAUUCGGUUAGCAGGAAAAUGUAAAAUCCUACCCGAAAUAACGUUUUCCUUCUACAGGACGUGCCUUUUUAGUAAACAAAAGUCUUAUUGAUUUGUGACAUGUGUCAUUAAAGUCAUGCGCCGAUAUUGUGUUGUUUAUUUUCUGUUGUUGUGAUUUGUGAUAUCUGUAAGAAAUGAUGCUGUUUUUGUGAUAUGGCGGAGAUUAAGCCUUUGUAUUCGACAUGUGUUGCUGUUUUGGGAUUUAUCUGCUUCGUUGUUGGCGCUACUGCUGUCGGGAUACCGAUGUGGGGAUAUUUUAAUACACCUCGUGGAGGUUUCGGAGAGGAAGAAGGAUAUUUUGGACCCUGGAAAACUUGUAAAUUUUUAUUGUAUAAUAGAGAAAGAUGCGGAAACGAUGCUUCCAGAUUCAGGCCAUCAAUUGCUGUUUGGGUGGCAGGCUUGAUAGCAUCGAUUGGAGUAGCAAUUCUUGGAGUAUUUUGCACACUAAGUGUUCUUCAAUUGGCCAUGUUGAAUUCAAGGGAUCAAGUUGUUAUGAAAUAUAGCAUCGUUGUAAUAACCAAAGUUGGUUUAGGUUUAUUAUCUGCUUUAUUGGCUAUCGCUGCCGCAGGUAUUUUUGCGUUACAAAUCGACGAUAGAGAGCAUAAUGGAUUUGAAAUAACCCGAGGACCUGCCUUUUAUAUUCAAAUUUUAUUAAUUAUUUUGAACUCUGCGUUAUUCGUAAUGGCCCUCUAUGAUAUGUUUUUCGCACGAAGAGAAGGAGGAGACCCAACGACAGUUUCUGUACCAGUAGAAUCAACCACGUAUGGUAACCCUGGUUUCAGGGAACCGGGGACUAAUGGAGGUGGUGUUUCAAUGACAGAUGCGAGCGGUAAACCUUAUGCUUCAAAUGGCAGUAUGGCAUCUAUGAACACGACUUCUACCACCGUGGGGUCGACUAAUGGGUCAACGGUAACAUCCUCAAUCACAAGAUCACCUUUGAGAUCUAGUCUUAAGAAACCGAAACCUAAAGAAGGUCUAGGGAUUCAAAAUCCGGGAUUCUCGGGAACAUCACCAACAAUGACAAGAAACGGUAGUCAGAAAAAAGUUAGGAUACAAACUACUAGCACUGAAGUAUAAAGGGCACAAAGUAAAAUUAUUAUUUUUAUGAAAAAUGUUUAUUGAGUUUAUUUCGAGAAUUAUUAUCUUGGAUGUUUAUAUGAAUUUUAUCAUUGGAAAUCGGUAUUUAAUUUAAACAAAUAUAGUGACAUGCAAUUAACAUCAAAAUAGUCAGCUAUAUUUCGUAAUUUACAUAACUAUACUCUCUUCUAGCAACACAUCUGUAGAGAUAGACUUUUAGGACUUUGAUUCUGUUAUUUUGUACUGGUUUAUUAAACAGAAUCAAACUAGAAGAGUGCAUGGCAAUUAUAGUUAUGAAUGAUGUUAAUUUCUCAAACAAACUUAUCCAGUCGAAUCAAUAUUAUGUAUUGAAUACAUUAAACCAUUCCUUUAUUCACUCAUAUUUACAAUAAAUAUGAAUAUCAUUCCACCUUUAGGGUGUUCAUAUAGUGUUAAGAAAUAAAAAUUGUAAUAUACAUAAUUUUUAAAUUAAUUACUACUAUUUUUUAUAAAAGUGUUAAAAGCCAACAUCAAUUUCAAUGAAGCACCCCGAUUUGAAGCACUACGUUAAAAUAUUGAUAAAAUUGAAUUAUUUAUCAUGUUAAUGUUAGGAACCACAAUGAUAAACUUAAGUGUGGAAUGAAGUGAUUUGAAAGUGAGAAAAUUAUAAUACACUUUUUUCUUCUAAUUUUUGCUAUAGGAUAUACUCAAAAAUAUGUUUCAACGAUGGAAAAACAUCUUAUUUUCAAUUUUAAUGUCCGUUAAAGUUCAUUAUUUUGUAUCAAUUUCAAUAAUUAAUGUCUGAACCUUGUAAUGUAGGCUGUUAACACUUUUUGUAAUUGGAAUUUUAUCUGGCACUAAAUAUCAAUUACAUUUAAAAAUCGAACAAGUUGUCGAAGAAAGUGAAAUUUUUAUAUUAAUAAUGUUAACUUUAUAAGAGUUAUAUAACAUGAAUGGUUGUACUUAGAAUAUACUUAUCAUUACUGAAAAAGAUGAAUUUUGCAAUUAUUAUAGUACAAAUUGAAUUAAUGUACAGGAUGAGAUAUGAAAAUAUAUCUCUUAUAAAUCAUCAUAUCUGUCUGUCGUGUGAUUAUUUCUCAAAUAUAACUUCUUCAUGUCAUGUCUUCAUUAAUCUGAUUUUAUUGAAAUUCUUGUUCUUCUUCUCAUUGAAGACAUAAAGACAUAAAACAAUUCUCCGACGCUAAUAUUUGUUCAUUCUCUUAUGUUACAGGGCCAAGAUUUUCUCUUCCUGACAAUGUCUUUCUUUCCGUCUACUCUGUCCUGCAUUAUGUUCUGUAGGAGUAGGUAUUUGCGUAAGAUGUGUCCUAUGUGAGAUGUUUAUCUUAGCUUAAUAAUUGUUAAUAACUUUCCCCUGCGACCAAUGCGUCUUAGUUCUUCAUCGUUGGUGAUUUUGUCAGUCCAUGGUAUCUUCAGGGUGCGUCUAUAGAGCCACAUCUAAAAUGCCUCAAGAUUUUUGAGCAUACAUUGUCCAAGUUUCCACUCCCUGCAGCAGUAAUGAACACACAUAACAUUCCAUGAAUCCUAUUCUGACGUAGAGGUUUAGAUUUCUGUUUGCAAACAUUGAGGAGUACUUGACAAAUGCCUUUAGAGCCAUUUCCAUUCUGAUCUUGAUUUCUUCGUCUGGAUCCAUUUGAGUGUUUACGACAGAACCAAGAUACUUAUAUUUUUACACCCAUUCUAUUUGUUUUCCAAUCAGUAUGAGAAUAGGGUUAAUAUUAAUAUUUUGGUUUUUACUUAUACUUAUACUCAUUUUCACAUUCUCGGUUGAUUCUCUCUAAUAGGAUUUGAAGAUUUUCUUCGCUCUCAGCUAUUAUAGCAGUAUCAUUGGCGAAUCUUAAGUUGGUAAUUAAUGUUCCUCCGAUGUUUAUCAACUCAUGUCUCUCCUCCGGCACUUUCUGAAAUACAAACUGAGCAUAUAGAUUAAAUAGUUGUGGAAAAAGAACUCAGCCUUGGCGAACUCUUUUUUAAAUAUUCAUUUCGUCUGUCUCCAUGUCCUCAAUAAGCACUACUGCCGUUUGAUUGUAAUAGAUAUUUUUGAUUAAUCGUAUAUCACUUGGAUUUAAGUUAAUAGUUGUUAAAUUCUCUAUAAGUUUAUCGUGUUGGACUUUAUCAAAAGCCUUCUGGAAAUCAAUGAAAGAGACAUAUACAUUUUUGUUGUAUUAUUUGCACUUCUGUAGUAGUAGAUAGCGAAUAAUGCUAUCGAAAUUACCAGUUUAAUUAACAAUAAUCUGGUUGUUUCUUUUCUAUAUUUCAUUAUUUAUUUUUCAUUUAUUCAUUAUCAAAUUUCGCUAGAUUUCGUCAAUUUAUUGCUAUUCCGCUUGUCUAAAUAUUCUUUUCUCCUUUUCAUUCCUGUACCAUCAUUUUCCAUUCAUACAUUCUCUUUGUUGAAAAUUAUGUAUUUUUAUAAUUUCAUCUAAUAUUUUAUCAGUCCGUUAUAUCAUUGUUGUUUAAUAUAGACAGAUUAAUCUGAAAAUCUCUUUUUCCGGUUACCAUCAUGUUACCCUACGAUGGAAUAUUCUUUUAUGACUCUUCAAAUAUUCUCCCAUUUUUCCAAAGUAUACUCUAAAUAAAGCUCAAGAUUUCGUGGAAUUAUUAUCUCUUAAACAAUAUUUUGAGAAUACAUGUGACAAAACACAUCUACAUCUAUUGUUAAGACCGAUUACAUGGUAUAUCUUUUCCUGGUAGUGGUAUGUAAUGUAUUUAUUUGAAACCUUAACCCUCUGGCUGGAGAAAACUCAUCAGAAAGUGGUAUUGAGCCUGAUUAUAAAUGAAUAAAACUGAUAUUUAUAUGGAGGGGAAAUUAAUAUUGAAUUGGACGCCACCACGUGGAAAAGCUGAUAAAACAAUCUAAGCAGUAUUUAACACUGAUUAAAUGAAUAAAUCAUGAAUGCUAUCUUCCGAAACCAAAAAUAGUCGUGUGUUCAAAGGACCAGUAAAGUAAAUUCAAAGCAGUUAUGUAUGUAGUAAAAACACCAACUUAGAAAAAUACAUUCUACAAAUAAAAUGAGAUGAAACUAAACGAGAGAGGAAUAUAUAGACAUCCGAGAAAUGAAAGAAAGGGCGAGGAGGAGCUUACGCUCUUACUCAUAUGAAAACUUAAUUUAUUCUAAUGAAACAUAACCAAGCGAAGUAUGUACAUAUUUUCACGACACCAGAAAAAAUUCAUAUGGAGUUUUUUUGAAAGGUUUUGCUUUUGAGAAACAAACAAAAACAUAUAUAAUCGAAACUUUCUCAUACUAACGUCGAUAGAAAAUAAUAAUUUUAUAAUUACUAUAUAUGUAAUAUAUUUAGUAAAUGAUAUGAACAAUUAGAGGUGGUUGUUAGAGGAUGAGGAAAAGGAUCUAUGAAUAAAAUCGUUACAAAUUGAAAUAUAGAAUUAGAAAAAUAAUUUAUUUUAGUUUCGGAAGUGUUUAUACAACAGCUACUUAUUAGCCACAAUAAUUAAUUAACGAGAAACAUAACAGUUGAUUGGCAUGUUCCAUAUUGGUAGGGCGAAUAGUAUGGGAUAAUGACAGUAUUUUCUCAUGUCAGUAGUUCAUUUUCAUCAACAAUGUAUGAAAUUUGAGUAGCAUUUUUGCAACAUUCGAUAGUUUUUCUAAAUGUAAAUUUUUGGUAGGUGUUCAUGCGUAAGAAAUAAUAUCUUUUUCUGUGUCGAAGUGCUAUCGGUUUUUAUUAUCAGAUAAAACAAUUUCUAUCCCAAAGAAUUUACUUUCUGGAUAUAAAAUUGUAUCUUUUAUGUAUUGAAUGAAUAAAUGAUGUUAGGGUUACAAAAAAGAUAUUGAUACAACUAUGUGUAAAAGCAUUUGUAAAUAAUAGAACAGAAGAUAUAUUUUGAAAAUAAUAUUCAUCCUGUACUUCACUUGUGACAACUUAUCACGAAUGAGAUUAAAAAAAUUGUAUUUUUUUAUACGAGUAUAUAGUGAGAAUCUUCCACAUAAAUAAUGUGUUGAUGGCUGUAUUUUGCUUUUGAUGCAAUUAUAUACAUUUUGGGGAUUAUUUCAAAUGAAUUAUAUAUUAUAAUAAAACAAAUUAUAUAUUUAUUAUAAUACAUAAUAUAUUUUUUUCAUUUUAUUAUAUCAUAAUCCGUCCAUGUAGUAUUAAGAAAUGUUGCUUUUUUGUGUUUAACACAUCCAUAUAUUUUAUUGAUACCAUUCCAAGAGUGGCAGGUUUAAUUAAUAUAGAACAUGUUAUUGUUAUGAUUUAGGUUAAUUUCAAGGUUGGUAAUUAAUUUAAAACACUCACGAUUGUCUCCAAUACAACAGAUAUUAAUUUUAGAAUAAAUUUUCCAACAAGUUUUAGAAUUUAAUAAUUGUUUUCCGGAAUGAAUACUCGUAACUGAAGUGUGAGGGGAAAAAUCCAUGAAAUUCAGAGAAUUAUCAAACAGUUUAAAUAACGUACUAAAACAAACACGACAUAAUUUUAACCCAGACUUGGUGACCACUCCUCAUUCUUCCAAUUCCAUAACAACUCAAAACUAUGUGUAAAAACAUCCAAAAACAUUUAAUUAUAUUAAACAAGUUAUAUAAUUUGUUAAAAAUUGAGGUAUUAUAGAAUCUCUUAAUCUAGAGGUAUUUUAUUGAAAAUGAUGGUCCAAAAAGUCGUGGAUUGAUAUAUAAACAUUUUAAAAUUUCUUCUAUUAGUCUUUCUUUUGUAUUCUAUUCAAAAGUAAGAUAAGAAUAUUGUCCUCAUUAAGUGUUAAAUAUUUCAACUUUAUGAUUUUUAACAAAAUCUUCCAACAAUACUCGUUCCAGACUUUCGCGAGACGCCUUCUAGAGGCUCUCGAUGCGAGUUUUGGCGAAAAGAGGUGGUAGGAGUGCUGGCAUCCACACUCUUGAUUCAAUCAAUUGCCAGCUACGUUUACCACAAAAUAGACGUGAUUUAAAUAUAUAUCUAUAUCGUUUAACUAAAAAAGAAAAUCUAAACGAAAAAGAUAUACCACAACAGGAUGAUGUACCUAACUAUAUUUAAUUCUUUAUCGGAUACCACGAAUCAAUCACUUUAUUUUUACCCUUGAAUUUUUUUAUUGCAAUUGAUUGCUUUAAUUUGGUAUAAUUCUAUAAAGAUGCACAAAUCGUUACUCCAAUACAUCAUGUUGUUGUUACUGUGAAGCAGUCAACACAAAAAUGAACGGGCGUGAGAGUGUGGUAGAUUGCCUCGCCUUGUCCCCUCUCGUUAUUUGACUCGAGCGGAGCCAAAGCGACGUGAGACACUCUCUUAUUACAUCAUGUUACCUCAUGGAGAGUCUGGAGCAGUAUUAAUCAUACUUCUGGUGUACGACAUCACAAUUUAUAUUUUAAGAUUCUUUCUCGUUGUAAUUCUGAAAAUUUACUAGUUUAUCCUUUUCAAAAUCAUCUUGUGACUUAAUAAUGGUAAAGGUAAAUAUAGCAGCUUUAUCAUUGUUUUUUGGUAGUUAUGGAAAUAUUUGGUACAUAAUUCAAACUGAAAAUGAAUUGACUUCUUCAUACAAGACCAAUAUGAUAUGCUAUCAAAUGGAAUCAAACUCUAAAAAAUAUAAAUUGAAUACAAAACACAAUAUUCCAAUGCUUCCAAAGUUGGUAAUAUCAAUUUGAUCUUGAACAGCAGUUCACGAAUAACAUAUAUUCAUAUAUUCCCCGUUUGAUCCAAAAUUAAAUAUAUUUCUCCUGUUUAUGCCUUGUUUAUAUGAAUAUGCUAUGAAUGAAGAUUUAUUUAUUGGAAACAAUUAUAAAAUUAUUCGCAACGCAUAUUCCACAAAUAAUAAAAUGUUAAUAAUUAUGAGAAUUAUUCAAUUUCUUAUUUUGUUGAACGAUCAUGAGUGUUUUGGACUGUUUGCAGAAUAUACAGAGAGUAAAUAUGCACAAAAUUGUUUCUAUUUGUAAUGCUCAAAUAAAUGAAUGAAAAAUAUAUAUCUAAUGUAGGUAUUUGAUUUAUGUACAAUCAAUAAAACAACAUUCUAAAACUAUUUCAAUAUUAUUAAUAGUACACCAACAAAUAUUUUUUCUGAACACACUAUAACAACGCUUAUACUUUUUGAGUGAAUAAUAUGGUUCCACUUAAUUCAAUCACACAAAUUUUAUUGGAAAUUCUUCCAAUCAAUCUGUUUGUAUUUAACAGUACAAUUUAUUAGGAUUCAAAAUAUCAAGUUUUUCACAUUCAAUGCAACUGUUAAUUUGGUAAAUAAUAAAUAUUAAGAAGAUUUUUUAUAUAAAAGUUGUACAUCAUUUAACAUAUUGUAAUAUUCAUAUUUGUUAGUAACUUGAACAAAAAUAAUAAUGAAAAAAGAAGUAGGAUACUAUUCGGAGUAUAUUUGUAUCACUUGGUAUCUAGUUUUGGCAUUAUGAAAGUUAAGCAACCAUUACUUAUAUCAAGUGAUUCACUUGAUGCCGUAGAUGAUGUAUGCAUCACCGAUUUUGCUAUAUUGUUUGGACCAAUGGUGCGGAGUAUACCUAAGCUUGUAAUUUUCAAAACGUUGGGGAAAUACUUUACACAUAAAAAAUACAUUUUUGCUUUUUCAGAUUCUACUCUAUUAUUUCUAAUACAUGCAUAUCUCUUCGAAACUUAUUUGAUGAGUUUUUUGAUAGUAUUACUUUUUAGCAUAUUAACAAUUUAUUUUAUUCGCACCUUAUUUGGAUCAAAAGUGAAAACCUACGAGUAGAAUAUGUUAAAUAUAAUUAGAAAUUCAAUUUUCCAUAAAUUAAGUGCAAAGCAGGGUCUCUACAUUUCAUAGAUCUUUCAGAAUCUUGAACAAAUCCAUAUAAGAAAAAUUUUACCGUUUAUUCAAAACAAUAUUCGAAUAGUAAAGGCUAUGUUCAUGAUUUUGAUGGAAAUUUAAGGUUUAGAAAUCACGCUAUACGCUUGAUACUAAGAUAAUAUUUGAAUUUCCUAUAAAUUAUAUUCUACAAGCUCUACUCGAAGGAUCAAUGGUUUGGACGCAAUUUUUGAAUCUUUACAAAAACUAUUUAAUCUUAAAGGGCCGUUAUACUGUAUAAAAUCACGCUGAAUACAUAGAGCAAAAGUACAAAAUAAUUUUUCGAUAACUUUAUGAGAAUUGGAAACUUGAGCAUGCGUAAUCCUAAUAGCUCCAAACAAGAUAGUAGAUAAUCAUAGGUGGUUUAUGUUUUUUUUUUCAAUUUAUUGUUGGAGUGGGCCAGCUUAUAAUUCUUUUAUACCAUUAUAUUACCCAUUUGUUCUGGUUAUUGUUACCUUUAAAGUUAUUUUACAUAAUUUUACACCAUAAUCAUUCAAACAGUAUAUGAAAAUUAUAUGGUUUUUGAGUAUUUUAUAACAACUAUGAAAUAUUGUUUUCCGUUAUUCUAUGACGUAUGAGUUGUAUUUUUUGUAUAUAUAAAGUUUUAAUAAAUUUAUUUUACAUACGCU